CUCUGAGCUCGAGCUUCUCUUCCCCCUCUCUUUGCCUUCACGAGCUCUCCUCCCGAAACCUGCGCGAGGCAGCCACUGAAGCGCGAGCCGAUUCCCCCUCUCCCCGUCACUCCAGUCAACAUGGCUACAGUUGUAACCUCGACCAGAUUCACAGACGAAUAUCAGCUGUACGAGGAACUCGGAAAGGGUGCCUUCUCCAUCGUUCGCCGAUGCGUCAAGAAGUCCACCGGCCAGGAGUAUGCUGCUAAAAUUAUUAACACAAAAAAGCUCUCAGCCAGAGAUCACCAGAAACUGGAGCGGGAGGCAAGAAUCUGUCGUCUGCUGAAACAUCCAAACAUAGUACGACUCCAUGACAGCAUUUCAGAGGAAGGCUUCCAUUACCUUGUCUUUGACCUUGUUACUGGAGGGGAGCUGUUUGAGGACAUUGUUGCUAGAGAGUAUUACAGCGAGGCAGAUGCCAGUCACUGCAUCAAUCAGAUCCUGGAGAGUGUCAGUCACAUCCACCAGCAUGACAUUGUGCACAGGGACCUGAAGCCUGAGAACCUCCUCCUGGCUAGUAAGAUGAAGGGAGCAGCAGUGAAGCUGGCAGACUUUGGUCUAGCCAUCGAGGUGCAGGGGGACCAACAGGCAUGGUUUGGUUUUGCAGGAACUCCUGGUUAUCUGUCCCCGGAGGUGUUAAGAAAGGACCCGUAUGGCAAGCCAGUGGACAUAUGGGCAUGUGGUGUAAUCCUGUACAUCUUGCUGGUGGGCUACCCUCCCUUUUGGGAUGAGGACCAACACAAACUGUACCAACAAAUCAAGGCUGGUGCUUAUGAUUUUCCUUCUCCCGAGUGGGACACUGUGACUCCCGAGGCCAAGAAUCUGAUCAAUCAGAUGUUAACAAUUAACCCUGCCAAAAGGAUCACUGCCGACCAGGCCCUCAAGCAUCCCUGGGUCUGCCAACGCUCUACUGUGGCCUCCAUGAUGCACCGUCAAGAGACUGUAGAGUGUCUGCGCAAGUUCAACGCCAGGAGGAAACUUAAAGGAGCUAUCCUCACAACGAUGCUGGUGUCCAGGAACUUUUCAGUGGGACGGCAGCAUACCAGCCCUGCCGCUACCACCAGCACAGCCGCAAUGGCACAGGAAGCAUGCAAAACCUUACUAAACAAAAAGUCGGACGGCGUGAAGUCGCAGGGAAACAACAGUAAAAACAGUGUAGUAAGCAGCAGCAGCACCAAAGACAGCAGCAUGUCAUCUUCAGCACCAAUGGAAGCCCAGACAACUGUUGUACACAACCCAGCUGACGGCACCAAGGGCUCCACAGAGAGCUGUAAUAACACAGAAGAGGAGGAGAUGAAAGGUAGGAAAGUGGCUGCCCGUGAGUCUACUAGUACAGACAGUGCAGUGAUAAGCCAGUGCAGCACUAUUGAGGAGCAGAUCCAGACGCUGUCUCCUCACUGUCUACCACCAUCCUCUCGUAAACAGGAGAUAAUAAAAAUGACAGAGCAGCUGAUUGAAGCCAUCAACAAUGGCGAUUUCGAGGCUUACACGAGAAUCUGUGACCCUGGACUGACUUCUUUUGAGCCAGAGGCUCUUGGAAACCUGGUGGAGGGCAUGGACUUCCACAAGUUCUACUUUGAGAACUUGCUGAGUAAAAACAGCAAGCCAGUGCACACCACCAUCCUCAACCCCCACGUCCAUCUGAUCGGCGAGGAGGCCGCCUGCAUCGCCUACAUCCGCCUGACGCAGUACAUGGACAGCCAGGGCCGGCCGCGCUCCUGCCAGUCAGAGGAGACGCGUGUAUGGCAUCGCCGCGAUGCUAAGUGGCUCAAUGUGCACUUCCACUGCUCAGGGGCACCAGCUGCACCCUUGCAGUGAACUGACAACCCAGGCCCAGGUAAGCUUUGCCUGAACUCUAAAGCUGUUUGGAGCAUUUAAUCUCCAUGGUCGGAUUGGUGCCUGGAUCCUGGCCAGGAAAGAGUCUGCUUGGAAAGUUAUGAAAACACAAAAGUGGGGGAAAUUAUACAUUAUAAAUUUAAAAAAACAAAACAAGAAAAAAACACAACCAUAUUUCAAAUGCUUGACUGAAUGACCGACCAACACCAAUCCAGUCCAACCCUAGCUAGAUGAGGUUGGGGCCUGCCUGAUGUCACCCCUUCUUGCAGAUGGUGCAUGCUUCUGGUGGAGACACGGGGGUGACGCUGUCCUGGUCCUUUUCUCCCAUGGCCUUUAUUUCCCUUUGUGUGUUUUGUCUGCUGUCUCCAAAAGUAUUAACAUGUUAAAAAAAAAUAAAAAAUGAGAUUUUAUAUAUAUAUAUAUAUAUAUAUAUAUAUAAAUAAAUAAAAUGAGGGAAAAUGUGAUUAUUUUUUGUUUUGUCUUCAGAGCAGCAGAACAUCUACUUUAGUAGAAGUUUUGUUUUUGUCAGUUAUAUGAGUGGGGUGUAUGGGAAUGUGAGCAACUAAUAUUUACUUAAUAUCAGAAUUUAACACCCAUUUUAUGUGUUGGGUUCAAACAUCUGUACACAAUCUUUUAACAGCAAAGGGACCUUUUUAUUUUUAUUGUCUUUUUGUAUUGUGUUAAGCUGUUUUUAUCUCCUGAAUAAUGUAUUUUAAAGUAUUGUGUUGAAAAAUUAUACUUUUUAAUAAAAAGGUGGAUUUUAUUUAAUAGGAUUGUGUAUAAAUAGAUAUUUAUGUAGGAGAAAAUUAUUUAGGUGUAGGGAGGGGAGUUGAGCAUGAGUGGGUGUUGUGUUAUUUCAGAUUUAAGGUCCGGAGGUGUAAACACAUACACACUCAAGGUCCAUUUAUUCAGUCUUUAGGGCUGAAUCUCUUUCUCUCUUGAGCUUUAGACACAACAUCCAGGCCAGCUCAUCCUGAAGUUGCAGAAGGCCUCCAUCUGCCUGCCCUGCAGUGUUUUGAGUCACACUAAGAGGCACCAUCAGUCAAUGUCUAAAGCUCCUCGCAUCUCUGAAUUACCUAAUCUGAAAGCACGGACUCACACUCACAGCAACUUUUUAAAUUGUCUUAUAUCCGUUUGUGUAUUUUUUGAUGUGAAGCAUGAAUUAUUUGAACUAUUUAAUGGCCUGUACUGUUUUUGCACAGACACUUAAGACUUGAUGCUGUUGUGCUCGCUCUUCUGAGGGAGUGAACCUUUCUGCAACUUCAGGUUACGCUCGCCAAAAUCCUUUCCUUUCACCCUACCUCGGCCGCCCUACUUCCAUCAUUCCUGCCUCUUACACUCUCCACAUUCGUUACUGUUGUGACCUUCACUAACCAGCCCCAUUAAUGUCUUAGUAGCACCAUGCCGUGUGGUGAUGAUGAUGAUGUCACCCUAUUGCCUGUCUCUUGUUCUGAUUGUGUUCUUAAAAAGUUUGUAUGUUGUCCGUCUUGGCUUGCUGUACUUCUAUGUGAAGUCCUGGCACUAUAAAAAGCAUGUUAAAAGGGAAUGCAGCCGUGGGAUUGGACAAGACAAAGACAUGAUUAGACGAGGGCUACGCUUGCUUGAAGGCUGUGGGACCUUUGCUGAAGGCAAUCAAUGGAUUUGUCCCUUUUGUCACAGUUGUAAAUGUAGUAAUUUAGUGUUUUGAUGUUGAUAUUUUUCAGUUGUUUUAGCCAGAACUAUAAAAAAAGAAACAUGUUGAAAUGAAUUGCGGCUGAGACUGCCACACCCCUUUUUUACUGUCCCCUCACACUCAAACACACCCUGAAUUUUGAAAUCUUGAGACAAAAAUAUUAAAUGCACACCUGUGGCUAAAUAUAUUGGAAUUCACCAAAAUAUAAACUCAUGAAAUCAAAGAUUCUCCCUUUAAAGAAGACAAAACAUAUCUCUGUCAGUGGUUAAACUUUGCAGCACUGUUUUUUCCACUAGUGUUGUAGAAACUUUGAGUGAGUGACCAGCAGAGGGUUGAGGCUGUCCCGUCUCUGCUACGCUGCUCCAUAGUAACUCAUGCUGUAGCUGGUGGUCACCUUAAAGCUGAAACCACGAUGAUGCUUCAAAUCAUUGCAUAUCAUGUCUUUGUAUGUAUACUGACACAGCAUAUUUUAAAAAAAAAACAAACAACGCUGUGAAUCAUACGUGAGACUCACCCUACUGUAUCAACUGCCCAUGCUACUUUGAGUGUUGUGACAUAUCUGACAUGCCAUAAAAAUUGUGCCCUUCCUCACCCCCUACACGCACACUUUUUUGCACCAUGACAACAACGCGUUGUAAAACCAGUACUGAAACUAUGUGAUGUUUUUUAUGGCUCUAAGUAGUUCUGUCUGUGCUGUGGGCUCUGGCCCAGUUGUCUGUUGAUGCCACCAAUCUGACAAAAUGCUUUCUUUCGUUGUGUGUGUGUAAAUUUCCACACAGUCAUGGGAAUGUUUAGAGCAGCAAGAUGCAGUUAAACUUAACAGGUUUUCUGAAAGAAUGGAAACUGAUCUGAGGGAACAGCCAGUCGCAUUGGAUGAUUUUGCCAAAGUAUUUAAACAGUUGGAUCAACUUCAGAUUUGCAUUUUCGAUUCUUAUGAAGCCAAAGUAGACCUUCACAGCAGACAUUUUGACAUGUUGUAGCAGUAAAAGCACAGGUGGCCGCAACCCAUUCAGUUUUGCCAGUUCCAGGGUCCUGGUGGUUCUUUCUGGAACAGACGCAUCAUUCAUGUUACAGCUGUGCUUUUCCUGCUAUGACAAGUCAAAAUCUGUCUAUUCUGAAUCUACUCCAUCUUAAUAGGCAGCUGGUGCAGUGAGCCCACUCAUACCUUAAAAUGAGGUAGAAUCUAUUCAUGGACACUCCUCACACGUCACAAGUUAGUGGUGAGCUGGUCCACCUGUAAGUGUUUUCAAUUUAAACUACAUAAGAUUCUGAAGUAUUUCACUGCUAUAAAUUCAGUGGUAUUUACAUUUCAACAUUAACAUUCUGCAGCAAUUGUCACAAUUAAGUAUUAAUUUGCUAAUAAAAUAAAAACUGUACGGCCUGUCUUUGCUUCCAUAGCAGUACUAAAGAGUGGCCUCCCUGCUUCAGCUGAAGUGUCAUUAGGAUUCAUUGUAAUGUAAUAGCAUUUUUACAUGACAUAAUUUUUAUAUUGUGUAUAUUUUCACAGUUGUGUAUAUAGGAUACGACCAAAUAUAAACUUUACAAAGAAUAAUUUUGGGCUAAGCGCACCAACUACCUACAAGAAGUAGCUUGCUGUCUGUCAUUUUGCUUCAUCUUAAUUUUAAAAUUUGUUUUAAAAUAUCAAAAUACUUUGGCAAAUGUCCAAUGUUAGAUUAAAACAGUACCUGGCUGAACUGAGGGGAAGAAAAGAUCCUUGAAAUGCUUAAAACAAUUGUUGAAAAUGGAUAUUUAAGAACCACAAUAUUAAACAGCAAGACUAUAUAUGCAGUUUUACAAAUGGAAGAAAUAUGCAUGUCUACUUUCUGGUAAUUUUUCACUGUUUACUUGAUAAAGAAAUGAAAUUCUAUGUUAAUUGCAUCCUUGAGGUUAUGAAAUGGCUCAGUCUGAGAUAUCGAAAUCAAUUGAUGUUAUCUCACAUUAAAAUGCAUAAAAGAUUAGCAAAAACCUUAGCUUGUAUGUAAGUAAAGUUAUUGCAGUGUAACCUUAUACUAAAAAGGGGCUACAUGUGUCUAUACUCUGAGUUUCAAUUGGAUGCUGGAUUUUUUGCAUGACCAUACAGUUAAUAAACAUUCAUUAAAACUA
Molecule: messenger RNA, 5650 nt
Organism: Micropterus dolomieu (smallmouth bass)
Lineage: Eukaryota; Metazoa; Chordata; Actinopteri; Centrarchiformes; Centrarchidae
Product: calcium/calmodulin-dependent protein kinase type II subunit gamma
Exons: 22
Coding region: 121-1857 (578 amino acids)
Biological process (GO): protein phosphorylation
Cellular component (GO): cytoplasm; neuron projection
Molecular function (GO): calcium/calmodulin-dependent protein kinase activity; calmodulin binding; ATP binding
Source: RefSeq, a predicted model, not a curated record